Trichoplax adhaerens is the source of this 1170-nucleotide messenger RNA. RefSeq lists its product as uncharacterized. The coding region runs from base 1 to 1170 and encodes 389 amino acids. The transcript is spliced from 10 exons. The record is from RefSeq and is a predicted model, not a curated record. Lineage: Eukaryota; Metazoa; Placozoa; Uniplacotomia; Trichoplacea; Trichoplacidae.
AUGACUUCUCCAAUCAAUACACCCUUCCAAUUAGCUAGCUCUGCGUGGCAAGUUAUUCAAUCAGUAGCACCGGCUAGUGAGAUUGAUGAAAUUACCAGCAUCAUCGGCCGAUCGUUGACACAGCAAGUGGAAGAAAUACGCCAAGAGGCAGGAUAUCUAUUAGAUAUAUGGCGUGACUUGAGACAACAAACGGAUAGCUUAGUAGCUGAAAAUCCAACUAAAUUAUUACCUGAACCUCCCGAAUUAAGAAAUAGAUUAAAACAAGAAAUUACUAUGUUGCUUGACAUACUCAAACAGAAAGAUGAUAUGGCGCACAAGCAGGAUAUGUUACAAGAUUAUAAGCAUAUUGUCAGUUACGUUACCCAACCGAGAGAAAAUCAAGUUUCACCUUUAAGCCGUCCCCAAUCUGCUUGCAGCAGCCUCGAUAAUCGCGAAGUACCAGUAGUUCAAUCAUCAUGUAGUGGACGAUCAUCUGCUGCUAAUUCAAUGUUGGAUGAUGAAGUAAAAUCAAUCAGCGACCGCGUAAAUAUAACUGAUAUUGACUCUAUCGCUGAAGCUUUAAGAAAUUUGCUAGAGGAAGAAUAUGAAAGUUUAAAAGGUGAUAUAGAAUACCUGCAAUCAUGUCUAGAAGAUGAGUCCAGUUUCCAGCAUGAAACAAAUUCCAUACCAACGGAACCAACUUUAAGUGAAUUGAGAAAGUUUGGAACACAGCUGGAAAGAUCGGUAUUAAGUACUGUUGGUAAACCUCCUAUUCCAGACAAAACAAUAAAAAACGUGGAUCCUCUUUCCAAACCAGCCUCUAUACCUAGAAGGCUCCAUUCAAUCAAUAAAACAAAAAAUGAUGGCAGCGAUUUAUCUCAUAAGAUGGAAUUAGUCAAGAUUACUAAUGCAACGGCUGAUGGAAAUAUCAAUAAAUUGACAAGGUCUACAUCAAACAAACUACCAGCUAACAUUGCACCUCGGCCUCCUGCGACUAGACCGAAGGCAACGGUGAAAUCAAAUAGUGCUGGCUCUCGUCGUAAAUUAGCAGUAUAUUUCGACCCUAAAGACCACGACAAAAAGGCCUUAAGCGAUGGUAAUCAAACGACUCCUGUACUAAUGGAUCACCUAAAAUAUGACCCAACUAGCAAAUCUUUCCUUGCAAGUAGAGAUCGGCAGUAUUCUGCUUAA